GACGAUCUUUUCGGGGCGGAAACAAAAGUUGGGAAACUUUGGUUCCGCCCGGAUGUUUCCGCCCAGACCGAGAAGAGGAAACACCGGACAUCCGGUAGCAUCACAAGGGCUGUAAUCAGCGAAAUAGAGCGCAGCUGUGGGCGUUUAGGAAAAACGCCGGUUGAUUGGAGGAUUACAGCAUACAGAGGAGUAUUUUAGGACAGUGCAAACCACAGUUCUGGAGUUCGGGCACGAGAAGGGAGCGACGCGGGGAAAGCUCCUCUGCCUAGGGCAGCAAACAGAUACGCACCUUUUGAAGAGCCCGCAGGCUCUGUUGAUCCGGGCUGCGCUUGGAGCGCGCGGAGAGAAGACAGGAGCUGCCUGGGGUGAAAGGAAGGCGAUGCGUGGACAGAGAAAAAGGAGCACCCCGAAGAGAGCAGUGUGUGUCACAUUUAGUGUGCGUUAGUGUUGAGCUGAAGUACGGAGCUGUGCUCGUCCGUUACGCUUGGCAGUUGGUUGCACUUUCUCUCUUUCCCUCUCAUAGUUCUCAGUGGAUGCUACCGUAAGCAGAAACCCUGUGGGUAGAAGAAGACAACGGUAAAUGUGACACGUUUGGAGUAACCAAGGAUUAAGGAAACGAAGCUGGUUGUAAACUGUUUACCAAGGAGAUCGCUGUGAGUAUCGGCUCUAGAUUUGAUCUGAAACCAUAGCUGCCAACUUGUGUGUUAUUGAACGCUCUAGGAAGAGGAAAAGCGGCCCUACCCCCGAUCGAGCGUGGUGGGCGAGCCGCAGGAAUAAGUGGAUUACAUCGCCAUAGCAGCAGACCCAAAAGCUCCGGCCGUAGUGUCAUCGCCCCCAUCGGCCCUUAGCGAAGUGGAAGACGCUGGGCGUCGCGUGUGUGCACCUGUAGAGUGGUGGAGUGAAGGGCGAAGGAGUUCCGCCGCCCCGUGGUCUCUACAAAGGGGCGCCCCUGUCUGGUAUUCGAUCGGCCUACGGGCAUUGAGGACAGGGCAGCGCUCGGCCCGGUGAGACGGUGUGACGAUUCGCCCCCCCUGCUGACCAACGGACUCGCCGAGAGGGUUUUUGCCCCCGGCGCUCCUUUAGGAAGAUCGUCGCCGUUUGCCUUCUGUGCAGGCCAGUUGUCGUAAGCCGCCCUGAGUAUUGUCGACCGAAACACCGUAUAGCGAGCUGAGGAAAAGCUGCGCUACCCCGAGUUGUAAACAGCAGAGAGGUGAGAAGUACCCAAGUUGCACUAACUGUGUUAUUGUAUCCAAGCUGCCUGUAAAGGAAGAGAGAACAAGAGUGAACGUCAGUAGAACGAACUGUGGACAGUCACACACGCCUGAGCUGUAAACAGCAGAGAGGUGAGAAGUACCCAAGUUGCACUAACUGUGUUAUUGUAUUCAAGCUGCCUGUAAAGGAAGAGAGAACAAGAGUGGACGUCAGUAGAACGAACUGUGGACAGUCACACACGCCUGAGCUGUAAACAGCAGAGAGGUGAGAAGUACCCAAGUUGCACUAACUGUGUUAUUGUAUCCAGGCUGCCUGUAAAGGAAGAGAGAGAGAACCAGAGUGAACGUCAGUAGAACGAACUAUGGACAGUCACACAUGCCCGAGCUGUGAACAGCAGAGGGGCGAGAAGUAUCCAAGUUACACUAACUGUGUUGCUGUGUCCAAGCUGCCUGCAAAGGAGGAGAGCCUGGAGUGGCCGUCAUUUUAAGCCCCCCCCCCCCCUUUUCCUUUCCCUAUUUAUCCUUUUUAAGUAAAUUAAAUAAAGUAUCUUUUAAAUUAUGUUUACCUUGUGUGUCUGGUCAUUGGGGUGGCUUUGGGAAUCUCCUCGAGGUGGAGAAAGGGGCGUGACCCUAUUUACAUCUGGGUCCACCCCGACUUGUGACAGAUUUGGCGUAGUCGGCAGGAUUCCACCUCGAGUUGAGUAACCAGACUAGCCCAAUGACCGACAACGCGGGGCCCGCAGCCCAACCCCGUGCGGUGCCUGUUUUUAUGGGCAGCCCUUGGAUCCAGAAGUAUGGAGGGACAGAGUCGGGAGUACGGCUAACGGAAUGGAAGGCUCAGUUAGAGUAUUUAGCCGACCUACAAGGCCUUAGUGUAGCUCAGCGGCUGCAGUUUGUGCUGAACUCCCUAGAGGGAGAAGCGCGGCGAGAAGUACAGGCCGCCCCUGAAGCUGUCCGAACCAGUGCCCAAACUAUAUUCCAGUUCCUCACCGAGCAAUAUGGUGACCACACCCCCGUAGCCGUCCUCCGUUCCCAAUUUUUUAAUCUUAAACAAGGCCCCCGACAACCCAUUAGAGCGUUUGCCCUAAGACUGCGUGAACAGUUCACCCGGCUACAGACCCGCCGCGAUCAUGGGCUGGGCGACGGAGAGACUUUGUUGCGCGACCAGUUCCUUCUGGGGAUGAAAGAGGGCCCCGUGAGACAGAGCCUGAGGGUCCAGUUUCGGAGGGACCCCGGCCUCACAUUUGAAGAUCUAAGGAAGGAGGCGCUAGCUCUGGAGGGCGAUGAGGUGGAGGUGAGUGAGACCCCAGUAUGCGCGGCUGUAAAUGAGAGCGUGCCAACACAGCCAGAACGCGCGGAUUGGAAGCAGGCUCUGAAAGCAGAACUCUUGAAGGAUGUCCGGGAACAGAUGUCAGAAUUAUCUAGUGCUCUGUUGGGAGAGCUGCGCCAAGGUAAGGCGCGGGAGGAACCAAGGCCGGCACCCUGAGAGCGAGCAUACUCGGAGAGGAGCCGAGAGCCACCUGGACGCAGCCGGGAGCCACCUGGACGCCCAAACCGCUAUGUUCGGCCCCGUUUUGAGUGGGAUGAGCAGGGACGGCCGAUCUGCAACCGGUGUGGUGAGCCAGGACAUUAUAGCCGUCAGUGUGGGCCCCGCAGGGCAUCAGAGGGGGGUUUUUAGGACGACCGGCCACAGUGGGUCGUGUGGCCGGGACCCCUCGAGAAGACCCGGGAAGAAGGGACAGCUCUAGGCAACAGAUGGUCGGGCAUAGCCCGGUGGCAGAAGUAAAAGUGUGUGGCAAAUGGAUUCAGUGCCUGGUAGACA
Molecule: messenger RNA, 3033 nt
Organism: Misgurnus anguillicaudatus (oriental weatherfish)
Lineage: Eukaryota; Metazoa; Chordata; Actinopteri; Cypriniformes; Cobitidae
Source: RefSeq, a predicted model, not a curated record